Molecule: messenger RNA, 900 nt
Organism: Glycine soja
Lineage: Eukaryota; Viridiplantae; Streptophyta; Magnoliopsida; Fabales; Fabaceae
Product: pentatricopeptide repeat-containing protein At2g13600-like
Exons: 1
Coding region: 1-900 (299 amino acids)
Biological process (GO): RNA modification
Molecular function (GO): RNA binding; protein binding
Source: RefSeq, a predicted model, not a curated record
AUGAUAAGGGAAGGCGUAGAACCCGACGGGGCUUCAUACACUUCUCUUUUUCAUGCUUCUGCAAGUAUUGCAGCAUUAACACAGGGGACCAUGAUCCAUAGUCAUGUUUUAAAAACCGGGCAUGUGAAAGACUCUCAUAUUUCAAGUUCGUUGGUGACUAUGUAUGGGAAAUGUGGAAGCAUGUUAGACGCUUAUCAAGUUUUUCGAGAAACUAAGGAACAUUAUGUGGUUUGUUGGACGGCUAUGAUAACAGUUUUCCAUCUACAUGGUUGCGCAAAUGAGGCGAUUGAAUUGUUUGAGGAGAUGCUCAAUGAAGGGGUUGCGCCUGAAUACAUUACUUUUAUUUCCAUCUUGUCGGUUUGCAGCCAUACGGGGAAGAUUGAUGAUGGUUUUAAGUACUUCAAUUCCAUGGCUAAUGUUCAUAACAUUAAACCCGGGCUUGAUCAUUAUGCUUGCAUGGUUGACUUGCUUGGUCGUGUUGGUCGAUUGGAGGAAGCAUGUAGGUUCAUUGAAUCCAUGCCAUUCGAGCCUGACUCGUUGGUUUGGGGGGCUUUGCUUGGGGCAUGUGGAAAACAUGCCAAUGUUGAAAUGGGAAGAGAGGCCGCAGAGAGACUUUUCAAGUUGGAACCGGAUAAUCCAAGAAACUAUAUGCUGCUUUUGAAUAUCUAUUUAAGACACGGGAUGUUGGAAGAAGCUGAUGAGGUGAGAAGAUUGAUGGGGAUCAAUGGGGUGAGGAAAGAGAGUGGGUGUAGCUGGAUUGAUGUUAAUAACAGGACCUUUGUUUUCUUUGCGAAUGAUAGGUCACUUUCAAGGACACAAGAGAUUUAUGGAAUGCUGCAAAAGUUGCACGGUUUUCCCUUGAUCUCAACCUUGAAUCAGUCUCACUGUGGUGUGGUGUGA